GAGAGAGAGAGACGUUGAGCAGUGGGAGAGUGAAAGAGUAUCAGUCAAAGAAAGAUCCAAAAGGCUGAAAGAGAGGGAGAGAGAGCGAAAGAUUGUCUGAGAGAGCCUCUAUGCGCUGUCCCACCCCCUGACUGGUCUUUGCCUCCCCUACAGUCCUGAGAAGCCAGCACCGAACAGAGAGAGAGAGAAAGAAAAAAGAAAGGAGAAGAGAGAAAAAGAGAGGGAACACACACUAGCCCAGGACUCUGGAAUUCGAAACCUUUGGAGCAACACACACACACACACACACACACUUACACACACAUACACACUCAUGCACGGUCUCUGUGGUGAUUUGGAUCGUUCACAGCGAGAAUAACUCUGAGAGAUCAAGAGAGAGAGAGAGAGAGUGUGUGUGAGAGAGAGAGAGAAAGAUAUUCUUUCUACAUUUCUUUACUCUGGACUCUACUGCUACACCAUGGCACCUGUCACGGACAGAGAAUCACGGACCUAGGAGCGCCACAUUGCCAGGAACACACAGAUAGCAAGACAGUACAAAGGUUCCAGUGCCACUGUGAGAAGCUUCUUCAGUCCCGUUGGAGCUGAGAGGUGUGCGGUACGACAGACGCAGAACGGGGGAACGCCGCACAACACCCCGAAGGCUGACAUCCGUUUUGGAGAGGAGAGCGACGACAACUAGCCGUCCGUUGCUACGACAUCAACCAGACCCAUUUCAACCCGAGGCGUGCCAGGCUAGUGCCAUCCCCAGGACACCAUGAUGGUGGCAGUGACGAUGAUGACGACGUGGGGCUCCCUGCUCCUCAUGGCCUCCCAGGUGUCAUCCAGCGGAAUCCCCAAGACCAGCGCCUCCUCUUCACCCUCCUUCUCCUCACACCCAUCCUCCUCUUCCUCGUCCUCCCCUCGCAUGAAGCUCUCCUACAAAGAGCUGCAGCAGUUCCACGGCGUGCGCCGGUUCGAGCUGGAGCGUUCGUGCUGUUUCAGCGCCCUGUUGCUGGACGAGGAGAGGGGACGGCUCUUCGUGGGCUCACGCAACUUCCUGCUGUCACUCAGCCUGGAUAACAUUGCCAAGCAGGAGCACAAGAUUUACUGGCCGGCCCCUGUGGACUGGAGGGAGGAGUGUAACUGGGCAGGAAAGGACAUCAACACAGACUGUGUGAACUACGUGAAGAUGGUCCACCACUACAACCGCACUCACCUGUACACCUGUGGAACCGGAGCCUUCCAUCCCACCUGUGCCUUCGUAGAGGUGGGACAGAAGAUGGAGGACCACGUGUUCAGGAUCGACCCGUCCAAAAUGGAGGAUGGGAAAGGGAAGAGUCCAUACGACCCCCGUCACCCUGCAGCCUCGGUACUGAUAGGUGACGAGCUGUAUGCGGGAGUGGCCACUGACCUCAUGGGUAGAGACUUCACCAUCUUCCGCAGUCUGGGGGGACGACCCUCCAUACGCACCGAACAACACGACUCACGCUGGCUCAACGAGCCUAAGUUUGUGGGUUCGUUCUGGGUGCCGGAGAGUGAGAACCCAGACGAUGAUAAGAUCUUCUUCUUCUUCCGGGAGACGGCGGUGGAGGCUCAGGGCCUGGGGAAGUCCACCUACUCCCGUAUCGGACAGCUCUGCAGGAAUGAUAUGGGUGGCCAGCGUAGUCUGGUCAACAAGUGGACCACGUUCUUGAAGACUCGUCUCAUCUGUUCUGUGCCGGGCAGUGACGGCAGUGACACGUACUUUGACGAGCUCCGGGAUGUGUUCCUGCUGCAGACCAAGGACAGGAAGAACCCUCUGGUCUACACUGUCUUCUCUACCUCCAGCAGUGUAUUCAAGGGAUCAGCCGUGUGUAUCUACACCAUGAAUGACAUCCGCAGGGCCUUCUUGGGGCCCUUCGCCCACAAAGAGGGUCCAAACUACCAGUGGGUCCCCUUCCAGGGCAAAGUCCCAUACCCACGCCCUGGCAUGUGCCCCAGCAAGACAUUCGGCAGCUUCGAGUCCACCAAGGGUUUCCCUGACGACGUGAUCCAGUUUGCCCGUCACCACCCUCUCAUGUUUAACCCCGUGUACCCCCUGAACCGCCGGCCCGUCUUCCUGAGGACCAACGUAGACUACAGCUUCACCCAGAUCGCUGUGGACCGGGUGGGCGCCGCAGAUGGGCAUUAUGAUGUCAUGUUCAUUGGCACAGACAUAGGGACGGUGCUGAAAGUGAUCUCUGUACCGAAAGAGAGCUGGAACAACAUGGAGGACCUGCUACUGGAGGAGCUAGAGGUGUUCAAGGAUGCCUCAUCCGUCAUCAACAUGCAGAUAUCCUCAAAACGGCAACAGCUGUAUGUGGGCUCAGACACGGGUCUGGCCCAGGUUCCUCUGCAUCGCUGCAGUAUCUAUGGGAAGGCCUGUGCUGAGUGCUGCCUGGCCAGAGACCCCUACUGCGCCUGGGACGGCACCUCCUGCACCCGCUACCUACCCAACACCAAACGGCGUUUCCGUCGUCAGGACGUGAGGAAUGGAGACCCCAACACCCUGUGUUCAGGAGACCACCACAAGCACCGGGUGGCAGAGAGGAGGCUGUUCGGGGUGGAAGGGAGCAGCACCUUCCUGGAGUGUAUCCCCAAAUCCCUGCAGGCCAGAGUGACCUGGACCUUCCAGAAACAACCCCACAACGCCAAGGAAGAGCCGCGUCUGGAUGACCGUGUGCUUCAGACAGAGCGGGGGCUGUUGGUGAGGAGGGUACUGAAGCGGGACGUGGGCCUCUACCAGUGCCACGCCAUGGAGCACGGCUUCACCCAGACCCUACUGGGCAUCACCCUGGAGGUAGUACCCUCCUCCUCCUCUUCCUCCCCGCCCGCCGACCCUCUCCUUCGAUUGGACCCCCGCAGCGGAGGCGGCGGCCCACCUUCCACCAAUCAGAAGCUGUGGUACCGGGACUUCAUGCAGCUGGUGGACCACCCCAACCUCAGCACCGUGGAUCAGAUCUGUGAGCAGGUGUGGGCGCGCAAGAGCGCCCAAUCGGACAAGAGCUUCCCGUCUUCUCCCGACAAACAGGCCCCGCCCAUCGGUCCCGUGGUCCGGCCCCCUAACAAGAAGUGGAAGCAUCUGCAGGACAUCCGCAAGGGGAGGAACCGCCGAACCCACGACGGGAAACCCUCCCCACGAGCACCACGCAGCGCAGGGGAGUGACAACAGAGAGAGAGGAGAGAAAGAAGGAGAGAGACUGAGGGUGGCGAGAGAGGGAAGAGAGGGAAGAGAAGGAAGAGAAAAAGAGAGAGACAGAGACUGAUAGAGACCAAGGACUUCUGGAGGGUGUCAACACAUACACAGCACCUCCUUCUUUGUGAAUAUUUAUCUUCCGACACCCCACUAGCUACUGCCCCAUGAUGCUUCACUCUGCCCUGACCCCUGACCCCCGAUUAGCUUGUACCGCCCCUUAUUAUUCCCCCUAUUUUAAUUCUCUGUCCCAGCUCUCAAUCCCUUUGGGUGUGCUCUCCUGGAGAACUUCUGAUGGAGACCUCACCUCUACAGAAUAGACUGAACAGAGUCCCCAAGUUAAAAGAUGGCUCAGUGUAUGUCACUCAAUCUCUCAACUGGAAAUACAACUGGCUCGUAACCGGAAUAUCCGAAUGGAAAAAGACACACAUACACACCACAGGAGGUUGGUGGCACCUUAAUUAGGGAGGACAGGCUUGUGGUAAUGACUGGAGUGGAAUCAGUGGAACGGUAUCAAACACAUGGUUUCCAAUUGUUUGACGUCAUUUCAUUUGCUCCGUUUCCGGCCGUGUUUAUGAGCCGUCCUCCCCUCAGCAGCCUCCUGUGAUACACGUUUACAACCCAAGAUGACAGUACCUUUGAUGACACGGACUACAAAUUGUGAGAUAGGACAAAAACAAUGGGCUCCGCAGACCUCCAAACGCACAUUGAUCAACUUAGGUAUAAUCACAUUUCACGUGUUUUGCAAAGAGAGCAUAACGUAGAUGUGUACUUUGUGACAGAUGCAGUCUUUGAUAUUCUUUUUUUUGGUCCAAACCACUACAGAUAGGAGAAAGCACUACUGUCAUUCCAGGGUAUAGAGAGAGCUGUUACAAUGAGGUGAGAUUCUGAAGCCGAGAGAGAGAGAGUGUACAGGAUCAAUACAAUGGUUCCAUUGUGAUUCUAUUUUACAAAAUGGCUGACAAGGUAGAGGAAGUGGGCGAUGUUCUACCUGUAUGUUUAUGGGGUGACAAGGUAGAGAAAGUGGGCGAUGUUCUACCUGUAUGUUUAUGGGGUGACAAGGUAGAGGAAGUGGGCGAUGUUCUACCUGUAUGUUUAUGGGGUGACAAGAAAAAUGUUUUGUGUUUUAUUUAGUCAUUUAUUUAAAUGAUCUGUGUGUAUUUUCUGACUCUGAUGACUUGUGUUGUGUGCUGACACAUUUACAUGGGGGGAGAUGGUUGAGAUGGUUCAAGUGACAGGCUGCACAACAUCAAUGUGGACGUGGCCAAACAAUAGUGGGCUUUGAAUACGACGUCCCAACUUUGGGCAAAAAGCAUGAUAUUUAUAUGUGAAAAGAAAACAUCUCGAUUUUUUUUUUUAUUCCAAAUGGUACAUACAUGGUUCUUUUAGGCUUACACUGUUUGCCUAGGUAAAUGAUCAGUAGCUGUGUGUGUGCGUGCGUGCGUGCGUAAAUAAAUACAUAAACGUCCCUCCCUCCUGUGCUGUGUCUGUAGGCCCAUCUCUGAGUGUCAUUUUUACAGCAUGUCUUUGAUGCCUUCAGUUCAGCGAAACACAUUUGUCCUCGGUGAAAUGGUGUGAGUAGAUCGCCACCUAGUUUCCUUUCCGUGUAUAGGCCUGGUCCGUUGACUUCCUACGGUACGAUUCAAUACAGUCUGUUGUCGGCUUCUUAAAAUAAAAACGUGCUUUAAAUGUUUCUCCUUUUACCAGUGAAGUCUGUGAGAGCGUACAGAUGUGAGGAAUCCCGCCUUUUAUUUAUAGCUGCUUAAUAAAGGUGUAAUUAUUAACUUUUGAAUGACUGAGGCCAAUAAGUUAGGUGGGCUGUAGUUUUGUGCUCUCCAAUUGCAUGAUCAAGGUUAGGGACUAGACGGUGCACAAUGGAGACUUUGGCUGCCUAUCUGAAUGGCACUCAGGGCCCAUAGGGUCCUGGUCAAAAGUAGUGCACCAUAUAGGGAAUAGAGUGCCAUUUGGGAGACACCUUUUGAGAGGCGAGAGGGUCUUGUGUUCAAUAUGUUCAAUAUGGUUAUCCUAUGUAUUCAUGUGCACAAAUAAGCUAAUAUGUUGUGGUGGAUAUUUCUUUCUUCUUUUCAUGUAGAGACUUGGGGCUCUAUUCAAUCUGUAUCGAUGAAGCGUUACAGAAUGCGCGACAGAAACCUAAAGGCGAUUUCCAAUUGAGGUGACAAAUGCAGUGUUUACUGUGAACGCAGUCUCUGCUAAUGCGGGGAUGUUGCUUUUAAAUUGAAAUCAAGCUGUCACGCUAAACUACAGCCUUACCGAUUGAUUGGAGCCCUUGCAGUUGUACCAUACACGUUCUGCAAAAGCUAUCAUCAUUCAAAAAAACACUCGGUAAAUGUUGAUCCGUUUGUCCAAUUUGCAUCAUUGUUCUUCACGCUGCCCUCCAACCGCUGAUCCUUUCUAUUCCAUGCUAUGUUACGCACCCCAAGUGUGUGUGUGUGUGUGUGUGUGUGUGUGUGUGUGUGUGUGUGUGUGUGUGUGUGUGUGUGUGUGUGUGUGUGUGUGUGUGUGUGUGUGUGUGUGUGUGUGUGUGUGUGUGUGUGUGUGUGUGUGUGUGUGUGUGUGUGUGUAUGCGUGCUUGCGUGUGUGUGUUUGGAGGAAAGGAGAGCUCUUUACAUAUUGGCUUAGGAGGAGAGGUAGUCUGUCGAAGCAGUUCAAAGUUCAGAGGCCAAAGUUGACAUGGUGCACUGUAUUACUUCCAGAGUUCUUUGUGGAUUGUUGUGCCGGAUUGUUUUUGAUUAACACAAUAAAGUGCCCAGUUACUUUA
This is a messenger RNA of Oncorhynchus masou masou (cherry salmon), 5969 nucleotides long. Its product is annotated as semaphorin-3B-like. The record is from RefSeq and is a predicted model, not a curated record. Gene Ontology annotation, molecular function: semaphorin receptor binding; chemorepellent activity. Bases 755 to 3163 code for a protein of 802 amino acids. Gene Ontology annotation, biological process: positive regulation of cell migration; semaphorin-plexin signaling pathway; negative chemotaxis. Gene Ontology annotation, cellular component: plasma membrane. The transcript is spliced from 18 exons. Lineage: Eukaryota; Metazoa; Chordata; Actinopteri; Salmoniformes; Salmonidae.